AUGAUAAUUUACAAGCUAUUAAACCUUGUUAUAUUGGUGUGCGUGGAUGCUUCAACGAUCACUAGAUUACCAAAUCAGUGUGAGGAAAUUUCUAUUCCUAUGUGUAAGGACAUUGGUUACAAUGCAACAUCCAUGCCUAACCCGUUUUAUCAUACCACUCAAGAGGAAGCAGGAUUUGAGGUUCAUCAGUUUUGGCCGUUGGUUGAGAUCCAAUGUUCUGAUGAUCUACGGUUUUUUCUAUGCUCCUUGUACACACCUAUCUGCAUGCCAGAUUAUCAAGGUUCUAUUCCAGCAUGUCGUUCUGUUUGCGAGAGAGCGCGGCUCGGAUGUGCUCCCCUCCUGAGGCAGUAUGGAUUUGCGUGGCCUGAGAGAAUGAACUGUGAAAGUUUUCCUGAAUAUGGAGAUCCAGGUCAUCUAUGUAUGGAUGAGCUAGAGGGGGCUGAGUUUCAAGAUCCAACAUUCAAUAUCAAUGAGCAAAACCCUUCUCAAAAUGAUAAAGGUAUAAUAGAGAGUGAAAUACAUCCCAAAAGGGGACACACAUAUGUUAACGACAGGGCUCAAUCUAAGAAGUCUGACUCAGUGCUGAAACAUAAUCCAUCUUUAACUAUUGAUUCUGUUUGUGGCUGUCAGUGUCGAUAUCCCAUGGUUACUUUCCAGAUGGAACGAGAUUACUACAAUAAAGUUGAAGGUGGCGCUAUCCUUGAUUGUGCUGUGCCGUGUCACGGCUUAUUUAAUGCAGAAAAUCAGCAUCUAUUUGCAACCAUGUGGCUCAGUAUAUGGGCAGUUUUGUGUUGUGUAUCCACUACAAUAACUGUAACAACAUUUAUGAUUGACAUGAAACGGUUUCGAUAUCCGGAACGACCUAUUAUCUUCCUAUCAGGAUGUUACCUUAUGGUUUCUAUAGGUUAUUUGAUCAGAAUCGGAAUGGGACACGAAGCUGUGGCAUGCGAUGGGUCUAUUGUUAGAUAUCAGAAUUCAGAAAGAUCUGCUCCUUGCACAAUAGUAUUUCUACUUAUUUACUUCUUUGGAAUGGCCAGCUCCCUCUGGUGGGUAAUGUUGGCCUUAACAUGGUUACUGGCUGCUGGAAUGAAAUGGGGGAAUGAAGCUAUUGCUGAUUACUCUCUUUAUUUUCACUUGGGAGCUUGGGCGAUUCCUGCUGUGAAGACAAUAAUAAUACUGGCUAUAGAUGGAAUAGAUGGUGAUCCAGUAGCUGGAAUAUGCUACGUCGGAAACCAAAACGUUCUUCUUUUGAGAGGAUUCGUUCUAAUUCCAUUGUGUGUUUACCUUCUUCUGGGAACUUCUUUCCUUUUAGGCGGAUACGUGGAGCUCUUCAGGAUCAGAGGCGUUAUUAGGCAGCAAGCAACAGAGAGUGUCGAUAAAUUAGAAAAGCUGAUGAUCCGAAUUGGUGUGUUUUCUGUUUUGUACACUGUGCCCGCUACCUCCGUCAUCGGUUGCUACGUUUACGAGCAUGUCUCCAGAGAUGUGUGGGAACGGGAACAUAAAUGCCAUUGUAGUGCUCCUGAUGUUAGGCCAGAUUACUCCGUCUUCAUGCUAAAGUAUUUUAUGUUUCUUGUUGUUGGCAUAACAUCGGGGUUUUGGAUCUGGUCCAGAAAAACCAUAGAUUCUUGGAAAAGAUUUUUGAUCAAACUGUGCAGCUUAAGGACUCAUGCAAAUGAAAAAGCUAAAGUGAUUCACAAUCAGCCAUUUCCAUCAACUUCCAACAUAAAGCAGUCGUCAUUGGUGCACAUUUGA
Limulus polyphemus (Atlantic horseshoe crab) is the source of this 1752-nucleotide messenger RNA. Its product is annotated as frizzled-5-like. The transcript has a single exon. Gene Ontology annotation, cellular component: plasma membrane. The record is from RefSeq and is a predicted model, not a curated record. Gene Ontology annotation, biological process: non-canonical Wnt signaling pathway; canonical Wnt signaling pathway. The coding region runs from base 1 to 1752 and encodes 583 amino acids. Gene Ontology annotation, molecular function: Wnt receptor activity; Wnt-protein binding. Lineage: Eukaryota; Metazoa; Arthropoda; Merostomata; Xiphosura; Limulidae.